Molecule: messenger RNA, 2588 nt
Organism: Camellia sinensis
Lineage: Eukaryota; Viridiplantae; Streptophyta; Magnoliopsida; Ericales; Theaceae
Product: homeobox-leucine zipper protein PROTODERMAL FACTOR 2
Molecular function (GO): lipid binding
Source: RefSeq, a predicted model, not a curated record
GGACGUCCAGCUUUACCCAGAGGAGGUAAAUGAAAACACAGGAGAACAAGAAGCUGAUCUCAGAAGGAUGAGCGAAGAGGAAGUGGAAAGUAAAUUUGGUGGCAGCGAUAACAACCAGGAAGGCGGCUACGACGAGGAUCAAGGAGAAUCCAACCACCUACGCAAGAAAAGGCGGUAUCAACGGCAUACCCAGUUCCAGAUUCAAGAAAUGGAAAAUUUCUUCAAGGAGUACCCACACCCUGAUGAUAAGCAAAGGAAGGUGCUGAGCAGGGAAUUGGGGUUAGAACCUUUGCAAAUCAAGUUUUGGUUUCAAAACAAACGCACCCAAAUUAAGAUGAGAAACGAGCGCAUCGAGAACACGCAGCUUCGAAACAACAAUGAGAAGCUUCGGGCUGAAAACAUUCUAUACAAGGAAGCCUUGAGCAACUCCUUCUGCCCUAGUUGUGGAAGCCAAGCUGAUUUAGGCCAUAUAUCACUCGAGGAAUAUAAUCUUCGUCUUGAGAAUGCUCGCUUACAGAAAGAAGCCGACGAGAUGUCAACUAUAGCAGCAAAUUAUGUAGGCAAGCCCUUGUUGGACCAAGUCAUGUCGCCUCCACUCAGUCCAGGUUCUUUUGAAAAUGAGGUUUUGGGCGGGCAGCCAAGUGCUGGAGAAGGGGAGUUAUUGUUAAGUGCACCAGGAGACCUAUUUGGGUCAAAUUGUGGACCUACUUCUGAGCAUUAUGAGAAGCAGAUGAUUUUUAAGAUGGCAGUGACUGCCAUGGAAGAAUUUACUAUGAUGGUCCAGAUUGGCGAUCCAUUGUGGAUACCGGGCAUUGAUAGCAACAGUUUUGUGCUGAAUGAAGAUGAGUACUUAAGGAUGUUUCCCAGAGCAGUCGGGCUUAAGGCUCCAGAUUUCAAACGUGAAGCUUCCCGUGGAGCUGCUAUUGUUCUAAUGCCCAGCAUCAACAUUGUUGAAAUUCUCAUGGAUGAGGAGAAAUGGUCGAAUUUUUUUUCUGUCAUCAUCGCAAGAGGUGUGAACAUUGAAACACUAUCAGCAGGAGUACAAGACUUAAAUGGAGCCUUGAAAGUGAUGAGUGGUGAAUUCCAAGUGCUUUCACCGCAAGUCCCAGCUAGGGAGUUUAAUUUCGUGAGGUACUGUAAGCAACAUGGCGAUGGGUCAUGGGCAGUGGUGGAUGCUUCGGUGGAAAGUUUGCGCCCUAGUCUAUUGGUGAAGAAUCGAAGAAGGCCAUCUGGUUGUUUGAUUCAAGAUCUGCCUAAUGGAUACACAAAGGUUACGUGGAUAGAGCAUGUCGAAGUGGAUGUCAGAGGUGUUAGUAACAUAUACAGGCCACUCGUCAAUUGUGGUCUUGCAUUUGGGGCAAAACGCUGGCUUUCAACUCUUAACAGGCAAUCCGAACGCCUUGCAAUAGUUCAGCCAACCAAUCUUUCUCCUAGCGAUGUUGCGAUUACUUCUGUACAAGGAAAGAAGAGUAUGAUGGAGCUGGCUGAGAGAAUGGUCAUAAGCUUUUGUGGUGGAGUGGGUGCAUCCGCUACUCACACAUGGACGACAUUAACUGGAAGCGGUGCUGAUGACAUAAGGGUCAUGACCCGAAGGAGCAUUGGUGAUCGAGGCCGCCCACCUGGCAUUUCUCUAAGUGCUGUAACUUCUUUCUGGCUUCCUGCUCCAGUGAAAGAAGUGUUUGAUUUCCUUCGCGAUGCUCACCAUCGGAAUGAGUGGGACAUCCUUUCCAGUGGUGGAGUGAUUCAAGAAAUAGCACAUAUCGCUAAUGGUCACAGAGCUGAAACCUGCAUAUCGUUAUUGAGAGUCAAUAGCAUUUUUGGAGAUCAGAACAACAUGCUGAUACUUCAAGAAAGUAGCAUUGACCCGACUGGCUCAUUCGUCAUUUAUGCUCCUGUGGAUGGUACUGCGAUGAAUACGGUGUUACAUGGGGGAAACCCGGACAAUGUGGCUCUUCUUCCGUCAGGAUUCGCUGUGCUGCCAGAUGGGCCAAGUCGACAUGGAAGUGGCAUUGGUGAGGCUAAUCCUGGUGGAUCUCUAGUGACAGUUUCAUUUCAGAUUUUGGUUGAUAGUACUCCAACAGUUACCAUCGGAUUUGUCGCGACUGUCAACAACUUGAUCACUUGCACUGUUGAAAGGAUUAAGGUGGCAAUGGAAAAUUAAAAUGUGUGAAUUGCAGAGGCUAUAUUAUAGUAAGUGAAGAAUAAGGAAAAAGAGAGAGCUGCUGGAUUAAUAGCUAUGGGGGAUGCAUGAGUAGAAGUCAAUAUCGCACCAUGUUUGUUUCUUUACAGUGUUUGGUGCACCUGAAGAAGCAACCUAGUCAUUUCAGUAAACAAAGCUAAAGAGAAGAAAAUAAAGACGACAUUGGUUUAUAUUAUGGGUUUCGUCAAAGCUUCAAGCUUUUUUACCAUUUUUUUUUUUUUUUGGUUUAGGGUCUUCAUGAGUGUGGUUUGGUCCUAUGCAGCAUCUUCUUCCUUCUUUUGUGUGUUUUUUAAGAUUGUGUGGUUUGAAUAACUUAAACCUGUGGUGAACUCUUUUUUCCAUUUCUUCUCAUCUUUUGUAAUGGUUUUGCUAUGGGUUUGUUUCGCUA